UUGAACUGUCAACUGCAACAAAAUCCAAAUCCAAAGUAGAAUUCGAGAUGAAACAACUUUUAUGUUGCUAUUUUUGAAUUAAAAAUGUAAAUCCGACUUUAGAUACCCAUAAAUAAAAACCAUAAAACACUAAAAAAAUGUAUAUUAAAUUCGAAGCAAUGAGUCCUUUUUAUGUUUUAAUUGUAUUAUUGUCAAUAAGUCAAUGUGUGCUUUCACAAAAAUCUCCCAAAGUAAUUUACCUGGAAGCCGGCGAUGUGGUUAGCUUCGAGCCCGAAAAUCCAAGAAGGGGCUAUUUUCAAAGCGAUUUAAGAAUCUAUUGCCAUCGUGGUAAUGCUAAAACAAUCGGACGAGCCUUUGAAACAAUUCAACUACAACUGGACAUCGAGGACGAUGACUUUACUGAAUAUGAAGGCGAAACUCCCGAAAUCGUGAAGACGCGCUAUGAAGAACAAAAGUCAAUAUUCUCAAUCAACUUAUUCUCGCAGAAAAAGACACGCCGCAAAUUGAACCCGUUUGUUCAAGAAUGCAUCGGUAUCGAUACCAUUCAACCGUAUCGGAUGCGACUGCAUUUGAUUCGGGUGGACUUUUGGAAGAUCAUUCAAAUAGUUGUUGGGCUUUUCAUAUUCAGUUUUGCAGCAAAAUUGAGUGAAAAUUCAGUUUUCUAUUAUAUUACGGGAGUAUUGAUUGGCAUUUGUACUUCGUUUAUGUUGCUCAUCUAUUUGGCGGGAAAACUAAUUCCUAAGCGGCCUAUGAUGUAUGGAGUUAUGAUUGGUGGUUGGACAAUUGGAAUUUACGUUAUUCAGAGGUUGUGGGAAAAUGUUCAGUUGAUCUUGGUCACCUAUCAGACUUAUGUGUUCUGGUACAUACUCAUUACGGGAGCCAUAAGUUUUGUAUUUUGCUAUCGCCUUGGACCACCAAAAAACAAACGCAGCAAAAACCUCAUCAAGUGGGGUCUGCAGUUGAUGGCUCUCAUCCUUAUAUACUUUUCUAGUCAGUUUGAAGAAGCGUCAGCGGCUCUCAUUAUCAUAACUUUUGUGACGCACUACUUUCCUAGAAGUUGGGUGCGUAGAAUUCGUAUCGCCUAUCUGCAUCGUUUCCCCCCAAAAGUGCGCCUUCUUACCAGCGAAGAAUAUUACGAACAAGGUGUUAAGGAGACAACAAAAGCCCUUGACGAGUUGCGAACAUUUUGCAGCAGCCCUGAAUGUAAACAGUGGCGAAUUAUGAAAAAACUAAAGGAUCCUCUUCGAUUUGCCGAAUUCGUCGAAGGUGAAUCGCACAUUCGUGACGAAGAGAUUCUUCAGUACGAGAGCUCGCGGCAGGAUAUCACUGACUCUGAGUUGAGUGAAGAAGAAGAGGAAACCUAUCGCCCUGCUAUUAGAAGAUCUGUGACUCGGAGGGAGGAGAUCAGUGAAGACGACGGAGACCCCGGAUAUCGUUCAACAUCAACAUUAAGCAAUUCAAUUUCAUCGUAUCGAAAUUCUAUCAAUGGUCGUCGUCCAAUGACCGUCACCUCAAAAAACUACAGAUCUCCGCAAAUAAGCACUACUCGAGGUGAUCUAAGUGAAGAAGACUAAAAAAACUACUAAUAUUCUAGGUUUGUGUAUUCGUGUUAACUUUUUUUUGGUACAUUAGUAUUUUUUCUCAUCAUGUAGAUAGAUUUUUGUUCGCCAUGUUCAUCAAUAAAAAUAAAACUAAGUUUAACAAUUUUUUAUAUUUCUAAAAAGCAAA
Molecule: messenger RNA, 1728 nt
Organism: Eupeodes corollae
Lineage: Eukaryota; Metazoa; Arthropoda; Insecta; Diptera; Syrphidae
Gene: Nemp
Product: nuclear envelope integral membrane protein
Exons: 2
Coding region: 138-1574 (478 amino acids)
Cellular component (GO): nuclear envelope
Source: RefSeq, a predicted model, not a curated record